Molecule: messenger RNA, 456 nt
Organism: Eimeria necatrix
Lineage: Eukaryota; Apicomplexa; Conoidasida; Eucoccidiorida; Eimeriidae
Product: Beta-catenin-like protein 1, related
Exons: 3
Coding region: 1-456 (151 amino acids)
Cellular component (GO): spliceosomal complex
Source: RefSeq, a predicted model, not a curated record
AUGGGAAGCCACUUGCCCGAGAUGGUGGUGGAUCUUUUGUGCCGCCUCAAAGAAGAUGGGGGCGAAGACGACGCCUUGGGCAUCAGCAGCUGCCUAACAGUUUUAGAAAACUUAAUUGAAUUAAAUCCCUCUUUGUCUUCAACAUUAAUUCAAUCCCAGAAGUUGCCGGCUUUUUUAUUCCGGCGGAUCCGGGGCCCCCCAGCUGCUGCAAACGCGUUUCUUGUGGAUGGAGCCCGCCUGCAUGCAGCAGAAGUCCUCACGCUGCUGCUGCAGCACUUGGGGGCCCCCGAAAAGGCCCAAAUGGGAGGCAGAAAUGGAGCUGAUGGAGUGGACAAGUUGCUGCGGGCCAUCGCGCCUUACCGCAAGAAAGACCCGGAGAGUUCGCAGGAGGAAGAACUCGUCCUCAACUUGUUCGACUCCCUCUGCAGUUUGCUUCUUGUGUCAGACAAACCCUAA